AGGAGGAAGGAGUGCAUGUUCCAAGUCUUCAAGCAAUUAUGGAUAAGCGGGGUGCCUUGACAGAAGCUGUGAAUGGUGAUACUUUGCUUGAUGUUAGCAGAAUUAGUGCAAUGAAAUUUCCUCAUCGUUACACAAAAGAAGAACUCUUGGACAUUAAAGAACGUCCCUAUUCUAAACAGAGGCCAUCAUGUCUUUCUGAAAAAUAUGACAGCGAUGGUGUCUGGGACCCUGAAAAAUGGCAUGCAUCACUGUAUCCAAAUUCCGGGAGGACUUCACCGGUGGAAGGGCUUAAAAAAGACUCUGAUGCAGAUCGGACUUCUCUUAUGCGCAGGAUAGUAGAUCCUAGGGAACGGGUAAAAGAAGAUGACUUGGAUGUGGUGCUAAGUCCACAGAGGCGAAGCUUUGGAGGAGGCUGCCAUGUCACUGCUGCUGUAGGCUCACGCCGAGCAGGGAGCCCACUGGAAAAGGAGAAUGACUGUGUUCGUGUCAUUGGUGGCCGCAGGAUUGGCAGUGGGAGAAUAAUUUCUGCCCGGAACUUUGAUAAAGACCACCGAGGUAGUGAGAAGGACUCAAGAGAUGCAAGAGACAGAGACCGUGACAGGGAGUACAAAGAGAAGCGGGUCAGGAGAGAAUUCGGGGACAACAAGCGUGUCUUUGGGGAACGUCGAAGGAAUGACUCUUACACAGAAGAGGAACCAGAAUGGUUCUCUGCUGGGCCCACAAGUCAGUCAGAAACCAUUGAGCUGACUGGUUUUGAUGAUAAAAUUCUAGAGGAAGAACACAAAGGAAGAAAACGAGCAAGGCGGCGCACAACAUCUCUGAAAGAAGCUAUAGAAUGCAAUGGUGGAGUAGCAGAAGAGGAGGAAACCCAGGGUGUUCUGGGCCAGGAGAUGACAACAGAUCAGGAAGUCCCAAGAGAAGUGGUAUUGCCAGAACCAGCUCCGGGAGAGUUUGAUUUCAAUGAGUUCUUCAACCUGGAUAAGAGUGUUCCAGGUUUGGCUUCGAUGAUAGAAGAUGUGCUGGGGGAAGGCUCAGUCUCAGCCAGCAGGUUCAGUCGCUGGUUUUCUAACCCUAGUCGCUCUGGGAGCCGUUCAAGUAGCCUUAGAUCUACACCUCACGAAGAGCUGGAAAGAUUGGCAGGUCUAGAACAAGGCAUUCUAUCCCCUGGUCAGAACUCUGGAAACUACUUUGCUCCCAUUCCUUUGGAAGACCAUUCAGAAAACAAAGUGGACAUCUUAGAAAUGCUACAGAAAGCCAAAGUGGACUUAAAACCCCUCCUCUCAAGUCUCUCAGCCAACAAGGAGAAGCUUAGAGAGAGCACACAUUCGGGAGUUGUACUUUCAGUAGAAGAAGUAGAAGCUGGCCUGAAAGGCCUGAAAGUGGGUCAGGAGGGGAAAACUGCUACCCCCUUAAUGGCAGAGCAGAUGGAAGAGGCGCUAAACAUGACAGACUCCCAGCAACCUAAAAAGGAUGGUGAUAUGUCUGCCUUCAACAAGCUAGUCAGUACUAUGAAGGCAAGUGGAACGCUCCCUUCACAACCGAAAGUCAAUCAAACUCUUGAAAGCCACUUGAUAUCUCCUCCUGAGAUGCCAGGCCGGCCAGCCACAAAGAAUAUUUUACAGGAGAUCCUUGGGCCACCUGCUGGAAGAUCGACUUCCACCAAUGUCCUCAGUGGUUUGAUGAGUGGCUUGGAACCUGUAUCACUCCUUGGCCAAAGAGCACCAUCUCCUCCAAUUUCACAGAUGUUUCCCACUCGAGCUGCAUCUGCUGACUAUUUGAGACAUCCAGUCCCCUCCCCAAUAGGCUUUGGACCAAGUUCUCAGCAGUUGCUUGGUGAUCCAUUUCAGGGAAUGCGGAAGUCAGCAAGCCCAGCUGCUGCACAGAUGUGUCAACUUGAGUUACAGCAAGCUGCCUUAGAAGGACACUCUCUGCCACAUGACUUAGCCAUGCAAAUGUCAAACUUCUACCAGCCGGGCUUUGGUAAACUACAAAUGGACAAAAACAGAGAUGGCUUCAGGAGCAGGCAGCAACGGAUGACUAAAUCUCCUGCUCCUCUUGGCCACAGAGGGAAUGCAUCUUCUCCUCCAGCACCUGCUGCUUCCAUCACCAGCAUGCUGUCUCCAUCCUUUACUCCUACCUCAGUAAUACGCAAGAUGUAUGAAAGCAAAGAUAAAAGCAAAGAUGAACCCAAUCCUUCAAAGCUGAAAUCCGGUGAGAAAGAUGAUGGUCCAAGGGCGAAUGAAGAGAGCCUGCUGCCAUCUAGGUCUGUGGACCAUGUAGAUCAAGAGAAUGCUCCCUCUAUUGGCACCAAGCUAGUGUCACUGCAGCGCUCAGCAUGUUCAACACCACUUUCUCAGACCAAUCGUUGCACCAAAGAACAAGAUUACAGGCCGAAGGUCACUGGAAGAAAGACGCCUACCAUGGCUUCCCCAGUGCCCGGAGCUCCUUUUCUCCGUCCUGUCCACCAGGUCCCCCUGGUUCCUCAUGUACCAAUGGUACGGCCUGCUCAUCAGCUGCCCCCAGGAUUAGUCCAGAGGAUGCUGGCACAAGGUGUUCAUCCACAGCAUCUUCCGCCUCUUCUGCAAGCAGGUGUGAUUCCUCCUGGAGUAGACUUGACUCACCUACAAGGAGUAUCUGCUCCUAUCCUUGGUCAGGCUUGCUAUCAACUGCCGACAAGUGGCCAUCCUCUUCUGAACCCACGCUCUGGGACACCCCUGCAGCUGGCAAUGAUGCAACAACAGCUACAGAGAUCAGGCUCAAGCACACAGGGAUCUGCUAUGGGUGUGCAGACAGCUCCUCAGAAUGUGCCAUCUCGGACUGGACUGUCUCACAUACACUCACAGCUUGACCAUCGUGCUAGCCAGCGAAGUGGCUCUCCUGUUGGCCUUGCAAAAUGGUUUGGCUCGGAUGUCUUGCAGCAGCCUCUUCCUUCUAUGCCAUCCAAAGUAAUCAGUGUAGAUGAACUGGAAUAUCGGCAAUGAAUAGCCACAGGGGAGAGCAAGUACCUGUGCUGCUUUCGACUGGACACCGAUGUCCUUGGGAGCUUGUCCUCUUGUGCUUCACUGGUAUUUGUUUUUGGGGCCCUUUUGGUUUUAGCACUUUGUGCAAAAUUAUUUUUUCUUUUCUUUGAGUGACUAAAAAGCACAUGGCAUUUGUCCCAGUCUCCUUGUCUAUAUUGAGACUAAAGGAUCUAUUAUAGACUGAACAGUGAACCCAGAAGAAACUCUGAUGCAAGACAGUGCCAGUUUAAUUCUGGAAGCAUCUACUUUUUGUGUUUGGCUUUUUUGUAAGAUAUGUGAAUGAAGUGCUGGUAUCCUCUUGGGGUAGAGGUAGCAGCUAAGGGUUCCUCACAGGGAAUUAAAUGUAUAGACCCUUGUGUACAGACCAAUGUAUAAAUGACUUUUGUAUAUAUCCACCAGAUAGCUUUUUGAACCUAUACAGCUGUACAUAAGAGUAGCUGGUAAACUUAAGCUUUAGUUGGUGUACCUAUGGUUUGGAUCUUUUCACUGUACAUGUGGGACUUCUUUAAGAUUAAAGGUGCAUAUGUCAAGUGUGAGUGAACAGGGUGAAGUUGCUUUGCCUCUUUGGUCUCCUCUGCAGUUUCUCCACUGCAUCUCUUGUCAUGUAAUGUGGUGGCAAUAACUAGUAGGGAAAAUAUGACCACUGUACAGCCUGCAUUUCUCUUAUCAAAAGGAAAUAACUUAAGCUCUUAACAGCACUGAAUUUGGGACCUUCGGCAUCCCCUAAACACUGAAAGUGGGUUGUUGCAUACUUAACUCUAUUAGCUGCCUCCCUUAGACAGAUUCUGAUAUAAUGGGUCCUCAUAUCUGCUGGGGAAACCACUAAAAUAAUUUUCACCUAGUUAAAGGUCAAAAGCAGAUCCUCGAUUUCUCCUUGCCACCAUUGGUGCUUCAUGGUCAGUAGCUACAGUAAACCUAUUCUGUACUACUUCCAGCUGUAUACCGGAGAGGAGAGGCUUGAACGUAUCCUAGAUCUGCCUCUUGGGUUUGUUUCAUAGCAGUGAGUUAUCAAUUUACUAAGUUUUUAAUAAUGGCCUUUUUACCAUAUAGCAACAGCUGAAGCAUUGCUGCAGUCUCCUCUGCUUCUUACCUCUUGCUGGAGGGCAGUCUGACUUGCUAUUCUGUCCCUUCCCCAUAUUCAAAAUAAAACAACAAACUGCUGAAGUUCUUAAAACUUAACAGCAUGCUGUGACUACGAUUGAUGACCAGGAGAUACUGUUGAGGAAUGACUUGUCUGUUGCUCCAAAAAUUAUGGAGUCCACAUGGACCAUCAUUGACUGAAUUCACUUUUUACAAAAUACUGAAGUGUAAGUACAACUUGCAGUCACUGCCUCAUCCCUGUAAGAUUGUUUCAUAGCUUUUUAAAGUGACUUUUCCCCAAAACUC
Messenger RNA from Gekko japonicus, 4406 nucleotides. It is a transcript of the gene EIF4ENIF1, whose product is annotated as eukaryotic translation initiation factor 4E nuclear import factor 1. The transcript is spliced from 19 exons. The record is from RefSeq and is a predicted model, not a curated record. The coding region runs from base 39 to 2981 and encodes 980 amino acids. Gene Ontology annotation, molecular function: mRNA binding. Gene Ontology annotation, biological process: negative regulation of translation. Gene Ontology annotation, cellular component: cytoplasm; nucleus. Lineage: Eukaryota; Metazoa; Chordata; Lepidosauria; Squamata; Gekkonidae.